Clonostachys byssicola is the source of this 543-nucleotide messenger RNA. NCBI's taxonomy places the organism in Eukaryota, Fungi, Ascomycota, Sordariomycetes, Hypocreales, Bionectriaceae. The record is from the annotation of a GenBank genome assembly.
AUGAAGUUCUAUUCAGUUCUUGCGCUUGUGUUCACAGGCCGCUCGUUAGCAGCAAGUAUCGCCGCUACCGAUGCCUUCCGCGCUGAGGGAUACCAAGCUAGCAAUGCAUUUCCAGCCCAGCCUUUGUUCUCUGAUGGUCGGGCCGCAUAUCUUGGAGACUACAGUCUAUUAAACAACACUGAUGCCGCACCCGUCAUCCUUCAACGUGGUGACUCUGCUGUUUCGCACUGGUCGGCCGCACCAGGGGCGACCAACGGCGUCCGCCCAUCCUGGACCGGAGUGCGCAUUGCUGUGCCAUCUAGCGGGUCUACUGAGCAUGAUGUGGUUUUCGUAGAUCCGGCCUCGGACUUGUCCAACCUCGUGGACGACUUUGCUCUCUACAACCCCCAGAUAUUCGUUCAAAACCCAGAGAGCUCACAGCUGGAGGAUUGGUGGUUUGCGCAGCCUCAUGAAGUGGACGGCGUCUGGAAAUUGCUCUGGUGGCCCAACGGAGACGACACUGAUGGGAAGACUAGAAUCCAGCUCCGAAAGGCCAGUCAGUAG